AGUUAGGCUUCUUUCCCCUGUUUCCUCCGAGAUGGCUCGCACGAAGCAGACGGCGCGCAAGUCGACCGGCGGCAAGGCCCCGCGCAAGCAGCUGGCCACCAAGGCGGCCCGCAAGAGCGCGCCGGCCACCGGCGGCGUCAAGAAGCCGCACCGCUACCGGCCCGGCACGGUGGCCCUGCGCGAGAUCCGGCGCUACCAGAAGUCCACCGAGCUGCUGAUCCGCAAGCUGCCGUUCCAGCGGCUGGUGCGCGAGAUCGCGCAGGACUUCAAGACCGACCUGCGCUUCCAGAGCUCGGCCGUGAUGGCGCUGCAGGAGGCGUGCGAGGCCUACCUGGUGGGGCUCUUCGAGGACACCAACCUGUGCGCCAUCCACGCCAAGCGCGUCACCAUCAUGCCCAAGGAUAUCCAGCUGGCGCGCCGCAUCCGCGGGGAGAGGGCGUUUUACUUGGAGCUGGUGUACUUGGUGACGGCCUUGGUGCCCUCGGACACGGCGUGCUUGGCCAGCUCCCCGGGCAGCAGCAGGCGCACGGCCGUCUGGAUCUCCCUGGACGUGAUGCUCUCCUUGCGGCUGCGCUUGCGCUUCUUGCCGUCCUUCUUCUGCGCCUUGGUCACCGCCUUCUUGGAGCCCUUCUUCGGGGCCGGAGCGGACUUGGCUGGCUCAGGCAUGACAAAAUUCACCGCGCGGAAUUUGAAGAUUCGGACCAAUCAGGAGGACGUUGCCUUUAUAAAUAAGAGUCGGCGCAAAAGCACUUUCAGUUGUAAACCGUGUUUGCAAUCUCUCGUUAUGGCUCGCACGAAGCAGACGGCGCGCAAGUCGACCGGCGGCAAGGCCCCGCGCAAGCAGCUGGCCACCAAGGCGGCCCGCAAGAGCGCGCCGGCCACCGGCGGCGUCAAGAAGCCGCACCGCUACCGGCCCGGCACGGUGGCCCUGCGCGAGAUCCGGCGCUACCAGAAGUCCACCGAGCUGCUGAUCCGCAAGCUGCCGUUCCAGCGGCUGGUGCGCGAGAUCGCGCAGGACUUCAAGACCGACCUGCGCUUCCAGAGCUCGGCCGUGAUGGCGCUGCAGGAGGCGUGCGAGGCCUACCUGGUGGGGCUCUUCGAGGACACCAACCUGUGCGCCAUCCACGCCAAGCGCGUCACCAUCAUGCCCAAGGACAUCCAGCUGGCGCGCCGCAUCCGCGGGGAGAGGGCGUAAGUUGUCACGGAGGAACAUAAACUUUUAACCCAAAGGCUCUUUUCAGAGCCGCCUACAAUUUCAGGCCGAAGAGCUGCCGCACAGUAGGAUCUCCGCAUUCCCCCUCCCCCCACGGGUGGCGGCCUUUGCGCGUUUGCUGGCUGCCCACCUCCCGACCCCGGCCUCCGCCCGAGCAGUCGUCAAACCUCGCGACCCUAACCGUGAGCAGGCAGUGUGUGCUCAGCCCGAUUGUGCUGUGUUCCCAGGAGAGAGUGUUAGACAAGUCUGGGCUUUUCUUUGGAGCCGUCCGUGUGGCACCACUGAACCAAACGCGGGGCCUGGACCAGUAGCUGAGGAUGUGCACAGCAGGAGUUCAGAGCUUGUGGCCGCUCAUACCGGAAAACGCAACACUGAGCCCCAUGUGUGUGCACCUUUGUUGUGUGAGAAUCAUGGUGUAGUCAUUAGGGCAGAACCCAGCCCUGGCACAAGUGGUGGUGCAUAACCUGUUAUUAAUCCUCGAAGAACCAAGGAGGCAACAGCUCCCAACGUUUCCUCC
Molecule: messenger RNA, 1730 nt
Organism: Ailuropoda melanoleuca (giant panda)
Lineage: Eukaryota; Metazoa; Chordata; Mammalia; Carnivora; Ursidae
Exons: 4
Coding region: 32-1195 (387 amino acids)
Cellular component (GO): nucleosome
Molecular function (GO): structural constituent of chromatin; DNA binding; protein heterodimerization activity
Source: RefSeq, a predicted model, not a curated record